Molecule: messenger RNA, 2289 nt
Organism: Chionomys nivalis (European snow vole)
Lineage: Eukaryota; Metazoa; Chordata; Mammalia; Rodentia; Cricetidae
Gene: Syap1
Product: synapse associated protein 1
Exons: 9
Coding region: 170-1252 (360 amino acids)
Cellular component (GO): cytoplasm; synapse
Source: RefSeq, a predicted model, not a curated record
GCGGUCAGCUGGGGUGGCGUCGUAGAGGGUGGGCUAACGGCCGACUGGCGACGGAGCUGUCGCUGUGGCUUCCGGCCAGUCACCCUCGGAGACCCGCGGUGUCAGGUCGCAGGGGGCGGUUAAAGGCGGCUGGGCUCUUGGGUGAGGGGGCGGCGGCGACGCGGGAAGGAUGUUCCGAGGAUUGAGCAGUUGGUUGGGCCUGAAGCAGCCCGAGGGGGCGGCGGCGGGAGGAGAGCCGCUUGGAGGGGACGAGCCGUCGUCGGGAGGCUCGCCCCCUGAGGAGCGCUCCAAGCCGCCGGCGGAGCCCACCGAGUCCGAGCAGCAGCCUACGGGAGACCCAGAGCUUCUCCACCAGGCCAAAGGCCUUGGCAAUUAUUUGUUUAACUUUGCAAGUGCUGCCACGAAGAAGAUAACUGAAUCUGUUGCUGAAACAGCUCAGACAAUAAAGAAAUCUGUGGAAGAAGGAAAAAUAGAUGACAUCAUUGAUAAGACCAUUAUAGGGGAUUUUCAAAAAGAACAGAAAAAAUUUGUUGAAGAACAGCACACAAAAAAGUCAGAAGCAGCUGUGCCACCAUGGGUUGAUAGUCACGAUGAAGAAACAAUUCAACAGCAGAUUUUGGCUUUAUCAGCUGACAAGAGGAAUUUUCUUCGUGACCCACCAGCUGGUGUGCAGUUUAACUUUGACUUUGAUCAAAUGUACCCUGUCGCCCUGGUCAUGCUCCAAGAGGAUGAACUACUAAGCAAGAUGAGAUUCGCCCUUGUUCCUAAACUUGUGAAGGAAGAAGUAUUCUGGAGGAACUACUUUUACCGCAUCUCCUUGAUUAAGCAGUCGGCUCAACUCACAGCACUGGCCGCCCAGCAGCAAGCCUCUGGAAAGGAAGAGAAAAGCAGCAGAGAGGAUAAUUUGCCUCUGACAGAGGCAGUACGGCCCAAAACACCACCUGUCGUAAUCAAAUCUCAGCUUAAAACUCAAGAGGAUGAGGAGGAAAUCUCUACCAGCCCAGGCGUUUCUGAGUUUGUCAGUGACGCCUUCGAUGCCUGCAACUUAAAUCAGGAGGAUUUAAGAAAAGAAAUGGAGCAACUUGUACUUGACAAAAAGCAAGAAGAAACAAUUGCACUAGAAGAAGAUUCUGCUGAUUGGGAAAAGGAACUACAACAGGAGCUUCAGGAAUAUGAAGUGGUCGCAGAGUCCGAGAAGCGAGAUGAAAACUGGGAUAAAGAAAUUGAAAAGAUGCUGCAGGAGGAGAAUUAGCUCCAAGCCAAUUCUUAACAUUGUGCUGAAAUUAAAUUUUGAUGCUCGUUGAAUCAGAAGACGCAAAAAAGUGUAACUUUAUGCAAUUUGAAAUUAUUCUUUUUCAAGCUAAAACUUGCCUCUUCUAAAGUAUGUAGAACAGCUGUUGUAAUAAUCAAAAAUAACAGGAUAUUGUAUGUAACGUUUCAUAUAAAUCAAAUUAGCAAUGUUGAUAUAGACAGCAGAACUCACUAUACCACAGAAACACAGGUAAAAUGGCUAGAGUUUGUUUUCCACAAGGUUGGCAACAUAAUUUAUUCUUUAGUCAUGUUUUCUAAGCAUAGAUACAUACUCAUUGCCUUUUUGUCAAUACAUGGUUAAAAUACUUAAUGGCUUAAUUACUAUCAGAAUGACCAAAUUAUACCAAAGAACUCAAGAGAAAGCACUUUCAAAAUUAUUUUCUUGCCUGAUAUUUUCUAAAAUUCUGUCUGAAAGCCAAAAGCUGAGGUAAUUAAGUUCACUUAAAUGACAUAGACAUCACCCAAUUCAACGUUAGGAAGCACUGUGCAGGACUAGAGUUGUAGUAGGCACUUGCCUGUCAUUUACAAUGCCCCAGGAUUAUCUCAGCUAAAGAAGCAAGGUAGAUUUGUUUAAAGAAAGUUUUACUUUCCCCUAGAACCUUUUCAUUCUAUUUUGUUAAGUAUACCACAAAUUCAACAUCAGACUUUUUGUAAGAACUGGGACCAUCAAUCCUUUUUGUAUUAACAACCUUAAAGAAGCCCGUUUACCUUAAGGUUUGUUCUCAUGGUAAUGGUCACUAUGUAUAAAUGUCUUAAUUAAAUGAUUAGCCUCUAUAGAAUGAUCCUCUUUGGAGUAUAAGUUCUAGAAUUUCCUAAUUAAUCUAUCCUGUAUUCUGCCAUGCCUGCAGGCAUCUGUUCAUAGGAUGUGAUCAUUUUAAAAGGGCAAGGUGAUUUAAUGUUAGAAAACUAACUAGCGUUCACCUUUUGUAUUUUCACAACACCUUUAUUUCAUAAUGGGAAUAAAAUCAAGACAUUUCU